Molecule: messenger RNA, 2331 nt
Organism: Talaromyces amestolkiae
Lineage: Eukaryota; Fungi; Ascomycota; Eurotiomycetes; Eurotiales; Trichocomaceae
Exons: 3
Coding region: 1-2331 (776 amino acids)
Cellular component (GO): nucleolus
Molecular function (GO): ATP binding; RNA helicase activity; nucleic acid binding
Source: RefSeq, a predicted model, not a curated record
AUGGGGAUGAAACGUGGAAGAGAAAGCCGAAAUCUGGCCAAAAAGGCAGCCAAGAAGCAAAGAGUGGAGGAAAAUACAGGGCAGGAUGGCGAGGACAUUGUUGGACUGGAUGAUCUGGACUGGCAGACUGUGCAGUUGCCGGAUCGGUUAGGUGAUGUUGGUGGAUUUUUUGGGUUGGAAGAGAUUGAUGGUGUGGAUAUCGUUCGGCCGGAGUCUACUGGUCAGAUCAAAUUCAAGGUCUCAUCAGAUAAACCGUCGAAAUCAAUACUCAAGAAAGCCAAACCCGCAGACGAGACACCGAGCGAGAACAAUGAAGAAUGGUCAGGCUUUAGCGAGGGUGAGGAACAAAAAGGAAAGCCACAGAAGAAGCAGAAACAGAAGAAAUCAGAACAGCAGAACUCGGAAGAACCCAAGGAAAAGAGUGCGACGGAUGAUAAGAAGCCAGUGACCAAGAAACAACAGCAACAACAAAAGGCAAAGGCAGAGAAACCUAAUGAGAAAAUACAAUCUCUCCCGUUCACCGCUCUAGAAGACGAGGAGGAGGAAGACGAAGUAGAUGUCUCCGCAUGGGAAUCAUUAGGGUUAUCUCCAGCCUUACAGACCGGUAUAUCCAAACUCAAGUUUUCGACUCCAAGCACAAUUCAGCAAGCAGUGAUACCCGAGGUCCUUGCCGGUCACGACGUGGUUGGAAAAGCAUCAACAGGAUCGGGAAAGACGUUGGCGUUCGGCAUACCCAUCCUCGAACACUAUUUAAAUACCAGAGCCCAGCAUGACACCCCAAAAGAAAACAAGAAAAAGGAAAAGAAACAGUCUCAGCCUAUAGCAUUGAUUCUAUCACCGACGCGAGAAUUAGCGCAUCAAUUGGCGAAACAUAUCGGUGCACUCAAUACACAUACUCCCGCUGCAAAUGCAAGAAUCGCGCUUCUGACCGGUGGCUUGGCAAUUCAAAAGCAACAGCGACUGCUGAAAGACGCUGAUAUCGUGAUUGGUACUCCAGGUCGAGUCUGGGAGAUUCUGAGUUCUGGGACUGGUCUCAUUCAGAGAAUGUCGAGGGUCAAAUACCUCGUCCUCGAUGAAGCGGAUCGCUUGCUUAGUGAUGGGCACUACAAGGAACUGGAGGAAAUUCUCGAUGCUUUGGAUCGAAAAGAGGAUAAUGAUGAAGCUGAAGAGAACUCGGAAAUCUCAGAGGAAGAUGAAGAGGGACAAAAAGAAAAAGCUACAGCUGCAAGACAGACCCUCGUCUUCUCAGCCACGUUCCAUAAAGGACUACAACAGAAACUGGCCGGAAAGGGAAAAUUUAUGACCAGUGACUUGUUGAACAAGUCGGAAUCGAUGGAGUAUCUUUUGCAGAAACUCAAGUUCCGUGAGGAGAAGCCCAAGUUUAUCGAUGUCAACCCGAUUUCUCAGAUGGCUCAAGGCUUGAAAGAGGGAAUUCUGGAGUGUGGCGCCAUGGAGAAGGAUCUCUAUCUUUACACCCUACUACUCUACCACCCAGGCCAUCGUUGCCUGCUAUUCGCGAACUCGAUAUCGUCUGUUCGCCGAUUGUCACAAUUGCUACAAAAUCUGGGGAUUCCGGCGUUAGCUCUACACUCGACUAUGGAACAGAAAGCACGUCUACGAUCUGUGGAGAGGUUCUCGUCUCCCGACGCUGAUCCCAGCUCGGUGUUGGUAGCUACAGAUGUCGCAGCCCGCGGCCUCGAUAUCAAAGGUAUUGACAUGGUCAUUCAUUACCAUGUUCCUCGAACAGCGGACAUGUACGUGCAUCGCUCCGGCCGUACCGCUCGUGCGGGAGCCUCCGGUAAAAGUGUCCUGAUAUGUGCGCCCGAUGAGGUUGUCGGUGUAGCGCGUCUUGUUGCCAAAGUUCACGCACAAGCUGAAGCCGGUGCAUCCGCGAGACGUAAUCCACUCGAAUCUCUUGAACUCGACCGCCGAGUCGUCUCACGUGUCAAACCUCGUAUGACCCUAGCCAAGAAAAUCACCGAAUCAAACCUGGCCAAAGAAAAGAUCUCAUCGGAAGACAAUUGGUUGCGUAAUGCAGCGGAGGAACUAGGCGUCAACUACGACAGUGAAGAGUUUGAGAAACAAGGCGGGAAGUCUAAAGGGCGCGGUCGCGGUGGUGGUCGUUCGCAGAAAGAGAAGGAGGCUAGUAGUAUCACCAAGGGAGAGUUGGCGGGUUUGCGGGCAGAGCUCAAGCAGCAUCUGUCGAAACGAAUCAAUAUCGGUAUAAGCGAGAGGUAUAUUACGGCGGGACGCGKCGAUGUCGAGUCGCUGUUGCGUGGUGAGGGGAAUAAUAAGGCUUUCAUCGGCUUGGUGGACAAGUUGGAGUUUUAG